Molecule: messenger RNA, 341 nt
Organism: Rhincodon typus (whale shark)
Lineage: Eukaryota; Metazoa; Chordata; Chondrichthyes; Orectolobiformes; Rhincodontidae
Product: inositol oxygenase-like
Exons: 3
Coding region: 30-341 (103 amino acids)
Biological process (GO): inositol catabolic process
Cellular component (GO): cytoplasm
Molecular function (GO): inositol oxygenase activity; iron ion binding
Source: RefSeq, a predicted model, not a curated record
CUCGAUGGGCCUCAUGUUCACAGGCUCAGAUGACGGUGAUGGAAGCUCUUCAGGCACUUGAUCAGAUUGUGGAUGAAUCUGACCCUGAUGUUGAUUUUCCAAACUCUUUCCAUGCCUACCAAACAGCAGAAGAAAUUCGGAAGGUCUAUCCUGGCCUAGACUGGCUCCAGCUGGUUGGAUUGCUGCAUGAUAUUGGGAAAAUCCUCAUUCUCUGGGGGGAGCCACAGUGGUGCGUGGUUGGAGACACCUACCCAGUUGGGUGCAAGUUUCAGGAUUCCAUUGUUUAUAGGGACUCCACAUUUUCAGACAACCCAGACCUUAAGGACCCUAGAUACAGGUAA